AUGCUUGAUUUUGAUUCGUCACUUGAGACAUUUGCAGAUCAGUUUGCUGUUGUUGGACCUGUAGAUCCUCUCCUCGCUGUAUCAGGUGAAGAUGUGAUUCUGCCCUGUUCUCUCAAACCCAACAUCAGUGCUGUAAACAUGAGAGUCGAGUGGUUUAGACUUGAUCUCAAAGACUCAGUAGUUCAUCUCUAUGAAGAUCAUGAAGACAAAAACACAAAUCAGCUUCAGUCGUACAGAGGAAGAACUGAAGUGUUUAAAGAUGAACUACAGAAAGGAAACACAUCACUCAAACUCUCAAGAGUUCAGAUCUCUGAUGAAGGACUUUAUAAGUGUUUUAUUCAGUCCAAAACCAGGAGUGAUGACAUCACUGUUGAUCUCAAUGUUGAAGCUGUAGGAAGUCCUCCACUCAUCACUGUAGAUGGAUUUGAUGUUUCUGGUGGACUUCAUCUUCAGUGUGAAUCUAAAGGUUGGUACCCUGAACCUGAACUUGUGUGGCUGGACAGUGAAGGAGUCACUUUGACAUCUGGAACUACAGACGCACAGAGAGAGACAGAUGGAUUCAGAGUGAAACACAUGAUCACUGUAUAUAACAGAGACAGUAAAUAUCACUGUAGAGUCAAACUGAGACAUCACAUGAAGGAGACUGAGAUUAUUAUAUCAAGUAAAAUGUUUAACUCUUGGAGGAUAUUAAUGAUCUUGAUUUCUGUUGGAUCUGUGCUCGGUGUGAUUGCUGGAUUACUGAUCGUUGUGUUCAUCUAUAAAUACAAAGGACUACAGAAAAAGAAUCAGAUACUAAAGAAUGAAGGUCAGAGACUAAAGAGUGAAGAUCAAAGAGUAAAGAAUGAAGAGAGGAAAAUAAAAAAUGAACGUCAGACAUUUUCACUAAGAGAGAAGGGGACUGUUGAAAGUGUGAAAUCACUGUUAAGAAAAUAUGCAGUGAAUGUGUCUCUGGAUCCUGAUUCAGCUCAUCCAGAUCUCAUUGUGUCUGACGAUGGGAAACAAGUGAGAUAUGAACAACAAUCAGGAGCAGUGAAGGAUGGAGAUCAGAAGUCAAAUAACAAGUUUAAGGAAGAGCUCUGUGUUCUUGGAAAUGAAGGAUUCACCUCAGGGUGUUUUUACUAUGAGGUGGAGGUGAAGGGGUUAAGUAGGUGGUUUGUGGGUGUGGCCAGAGAAUCUGUUCAGAGGAAGGGGGCGAUCCUGCUGAAUCCUGGGAAUGGAUACUGGGUGGCUGGUUUGAGAGUAGGAGAGUAUCAGGCUAGUGAGGGUUUAUCAUCUGUCUCUCUUUCCUUGAGUGUGGAGCCUCAGAGAGUCGGGGUGUUUGUGGAUUAUGAGGAGGGUCGAGUCUCUUUUUAUGAUGUGGAGUCUAUGUGCCAUAUCUACUCUUUUACUGAUCAAUCUUUUAAUGAGAAACUUCAUCCUGUUGUUUCUUUAGGUUAUGAAACAUCUGGAAACUCUGCACCAUUUAUCAUUUGUUCGAUCUAAAAAUAUAAAUCCCCUCCUUAAGUUAUUUUUGUAACUUAUUUUUGUAAGGGAUGUUUGUGUCAUUUUCAGAAACAUAUGAUAAAGAAGGUAGUUUUUUUGUCCCCUAAGAUAAAUUAGUUUUGUGCAUACAUGUGAUGCUGUAUAAGAAUCAAACACAUCAAUAACCAGUGUUGGGGAAGUUACUUUAAAAAAGUAGUGUUUGCUCGUUACUCGUUACUUUUUAAAAAGUAAUCCAUUACUUUACUUAGUUAACACCUUUGGAAAGUAACUUUUUACGUUACUCGUUACUUUUACGUUACUUUUAUGUUGCCUGACAUUGGGCAGAACCCAAUAUCUGUUUCUAAAUGUCUAGGCCUAAAUAAAGUUAUACUAUGGAGGACAUAACAGGUAUUUCUUUUGUGCUCUUUAUUAUAAAAAAGUAUCAAUAAGUUCCUUAGGAACAACAUGGUAACCUCAAAAUGAGUCAUAUGUCUCAAAAUAAAUUUAUCUGAAAGUCUGUUUCUUCUGGGGGUAAGCACAAGACCUAUCAGGCUGAACAGCCUUUCCACUAGUGCACUGGAUGGUGCAGGGCCGGCCCUGGCCAA
Molecule: messenger RNA, 2066 nt
Organism: Paramisgurnus dabryanus
Lineage: Eukaryota; Metazoa; Chordata; Actinopteri; Cypriniformes; Cobitidae
Source: RefSeq, a predicted model, not a curated record